AUGGCUCCCCAACCGUCGACUGCGCUCUUCACGCUCGAAGAUUCCAAGGCCGCCUUCAACAUCUUCUGCUGCGUCUGCGGUAUCGGCUCGCUGGGCAUGCCUUCCAACUACGCGCGCGCCGGCUGGACGUUCGCGACCAUCGCGCUGCUCUUCAUGGCGUUCGCCAACAUCUACUCGUCUGUGUUGCUGUCCAAGGUAAUGAUGGCGGCCCCCGCUGCGGUCAAGACGUACACUGACCUGGGUGAAUGGGUCGGCGGCCGGGUUGGUCGCUGGGCGGUGACGAUCUCGCAGAUGGGCGUGUGCCUGCUGCUGCCCUGCGCGUUCCUCGUCCUGGGCGGUUCGCUGCUCGACGUGCUGUUCCCGGACAGCUUCAGCCAGUCCGUGUGGAUCAUGUUCAUGGCGCUCAUGGUCGUGCCGGUCGCUCUGAUUCCGACCAUGAAGGAGAGCGGUGGCAUGGCCCUGGCCGGUUGCCUGGGCACGAUUGUGGCGGACGUCAUCGGCAUCUCCAUCCUCAUCUGGGAGGAGCGCGGACACCCGUCGCCGCCGCUUGCUGACGUCACCCCGCACCAGGUCAUCACCACGUUCGGUAACCUCUCGCUCGCGUACGCCGCUGCGACGGUGAUCCCCGACCUGCAGCGCCAGCACUCGCAGCCCGAGCGCAUGCCCCGUGUCAUCAUGGUCAGUUUGGGCAUUGCGUCGGCCUUCUUCAUCGCUGUGGCUAUUGCCGGCUACGCUGUGGGCGGCUGCCAGAUGUCGGGCAACCUGCUCUUCUCGGUCGCCAAUACCUCGGACCCGUUCGCCACCACCACUCUUGGUUUCGUGGCCGACCGCGGCGCCGUCAUCAUGGCCUACCUGUUCAUGCAGCUGCACCUGUCGAUGGCCUUCUCGACGUUCCUGCACCCGGCCUUCUACCUCUUCGAGCGCGUGAUCCUCGGCAUGCACAAGACGGACCCCAUCACCAACGACGGCGAGAUCGAGAUCGAGGAGAAGAUGUCGUCGUACAUGCGCUCGUCGACGCCCGCCGACCUCGAGAGCAACAACCGCCUCACCCGCGCGUCGGUUGCCGCCCACCACCACGACGAGGACGACCUGUCCGAGUACACGGGCGGCGCCAACGUGCUCCGCUACAUCGGCCUGCGCAUCUCCAUCAUCGUGAUCCUCGUGGUGCUCUCCAUCCUGCUGCGCGACCACUUCCUCGACCUCAGCGACUUCACGGGCGCCACGGCCAUCACCAUGUCGAGUCUCAUCCUGCCGAUCAUCUUCUACCUCAUGGUCUUCUGGACCAAGGUCCCUGCCUGGGAGAAGCUGCUCUGCGUCGCCGUCGCCGUCAUUUGCACCGUCUGCGGCAUCUACGUCAUGAUCUACGCCGGCAAGAACCUCUUCAACCCGGACGACGACGACACCACGUUCCCCUACUGCACGCCCGAGUUCCAGGAGGAGCCGUACUACGUCCGGAACAGCACAGACUAG
Messenger RNA from Phytophthora sojae, 1470 nucleotides. RefSeq lists its product as hypothetical. NCBI's taxonomy places the organism in Eukaryota, Oomycota, Peronosporomycetes, Peronosporales, Peronosporaceae. Gene Ontology annotation, cellular component: vacuolar membrane. The record is from RefSeq and is a predicted model, not a curated record. Gene Ontology annotation, molecular function: amino acid transmembrane transporter activity. The coding region runs from base 1 to 1470 and encodes 489 amino acids. Gene Ontology annotation, biological process: amino acid transmembrane transport. The transcript has a single exon.